AUCGUAAAAUCCUCCUCCGUCAGUGCGACUCACAAGGGCCUUACUCACUUUUCUGUCCGCGACCAUGGAGGCCUUCGACACGUACCAGACACCGCUCUCAAGCCGAUAUGCAAGCAAGGAGAUGGCCCAUCUCUUCUCCGCGGCCAACCGCUUCCAUACAUGGCGGAAGCUUUGGCUGAAUCUCGCUAUCGCGGAAAAGGAGCUCGGUCUGCCGGUCACGGACGAGGCCAUCGAGCAGAUGAAGGCGAACCUGCACCUCGACGAGAAGCAGUUCGAGAUCGCCGCCGCAGAGGAAAAGAAGCGACGCCACGAUGUCAUGGCGCACGUCCACACCUUCGGCCAGGUCGCACCCGCCGCCGCGGGCAUCAUCCACUUGGGCGCGACGUCGUGCUAUGUCACCGACAACGCGGACCUGAUCUUCAUCCGCCAAGCACUGACGCUCCUCCUCGGGAAGCUCGCGGUCGUCAUCGACCGCUUCGCGAGCUUCGCGAACCAGUACCGCGACCUGCCCACCCUCGGGUUCACGCACUUCCAGCCCGCGCAGCUCACGACCGUUGGGAAGCGCGCGACGCUUUGGCUGCAGGAGCUGCUAUGGGACUUGCGGAACUUCAAGCGUGCUCGGGACGACCUCGGCUUCCGUGGCGUAAAGGGCACGACGGGCACGCAGGCGAGCUUCCUCGCCCUGUUCGACGGCGACCACGACAAGGUCGAGGAGCUCGACCGCAGAGUGACCGCCCUCUCGGGAUUCACGUACGCCUACCCAGUCACCUCGCAAACUUACUCGCGCAAGAUCGACGUCGACGUCCUCGCGCCGCUCGCCUCGUUCGGGGCGACCGCGCACAAGCUCGCGACGGACCUCCGGCUGCUCGCGAACCUGAAGGAGGUCGAGGAGCCGUUCGAGGCGACGCAGAUCGGGUCCUCCGCGAUGGCCUACAAGCGCAACCCGAUGCGCGCGGAGCGCAUCUGCUCGCUCGCGCGCCACCUCAUGACGCUGCAGCAGAACGCGCUGGCGACGGCGAGCGUGCAGUGGUUCGAGCGCACGCUGGACGACAGCGCGAACCGGCGCAUCACGCUGCCCGAGGCGUUCCUCACCGCGGACAUCGUGCUCACGACGCUGCAGAACGUGUCGGAGGGCCUGGUGGUGUACCCGAGGGUCAUCGCGCGGCGGAUCGCGCAGGAGCUGCCGUUCAUGGCGACGGAGAACAUCAUCAUGGCGAUCGUGAAGGCGGGCGGGGACCGCCAGGAGGCGCACGAGAAGAUUCGGGUCCUCUCACACGAGGCCGCGCACCAAGUAAAGCAGCUCGGGCUGGACAACGACCUGAUCGAGCGCGUGCGCAAGGACCCGUACUUUGACCCGAUCAAGGAUCAGCUCGACGCGCUGCUCGACCCGAAGACGUUCGUGGGGCGUGCCCCGGAGCAGGUGGACAGGUUCCUUGCGGAGUGGGUGCGACCUGCGCUUGCGGACGCAGAGCUGCAGAGUGCGUUGGGGAAGGCGGGCAAGGCGGAGUUGAGCGUGUAGAAUUGUUUAUCUGGGGUAAGUACGAAAAGAAAGGGGAUGCUGCUUAGAGUCUAUGCGACUCAGUUGAAAACGCUCAUGUAUCAGUCAGUCUGUAGACUAGAGUCGAAAUCGCGCUAUGUAGAAGUGUUGUAUGUGACGAAGCUGCAGAGAACGUUUACGAUUUCACUGGCUACGUAGCAUGCUGGGUAACCACGUAUUCACGC
Dichomitus squalens LYAD-421 SS1 is the source of this 1722-nucleotide messenger RNA. Its product is annotated as adenylosuccinate lyase. The transcript is spliced from 9 exons. Gene Ontology annotation, cellular component: cytosol. Gene Ontology annotation, biological process: 'de novo' AMP biosynthetic process. Gene Ontology annotation, molecular function: (S)-2-(5-amino-1-(5-phospho-D-ribosyl)imidazole-4-carboxamido) succinate lyase (fumarate-forming) activity; N6-(1,2-dicarboxyethyl)AMP AMP-lyase (fumarate-forming) activity. The record is from RefSeq and is a predicted model, not a curated record. Bases 65 to 1519 code for a protein of 484 amino acids. Lineage: Eukaryota; Fungi; Basidiomycota; Agaricomycetes; Polyporales; Polyporaceae.